CCUGGUGUUUUUAUGACUUAAAGAGGCUACAAAUAUUCAACAUCUGCUCAUUUUUAUUUUAUUGUAUUGCUUAUUCCAGAAGUGGGAUGUGUUUGCAGCUUUGUUGCGCUCCGUAAGGCUGAACUGAGCAACCCAGCAGAAAUAAUGGGCGAAGUUCAGGACGAGAGGGAUGCGAGGAAGACCUUCGUUGCUCCAGCAAUAAAGUCUUUUGAGCAUUAUGACUUUUCCCGAGCCAAAAUAUGUUGCAGCAUCAGGUGGCUUGUAGCCAAAGCAUACGGGACAGACAGCAUCCCUGAUGACUUAAAGGACCCUUUUUACACUGACCAGUAUGAGCAAGAACACCUGAAGCCCCCCGUGGCCAGCCUCCUGCUGUCAGCUGACCUGUACUGCCGGGCCGGCAGCCUCAUUCUGAAGAGAGAUGCUGCCAAGCCACUGCUGGGUCACAAUGCCGUCAUCCAAGCUCUGGCCCAGCGUGGACUCUACGUCACUGACCAGGAGAGAUUGGUUAUGGAGAGAGACCUGCGAAAGAGACCUCUGCAAAUGAGUGCCCACCUGGCAAUGAUUGACACCCUGAUGAUGGCAUACACAGUGGAGACUGUAAGUGCAGAGAAAGUAAUGAGCUGCAUUUAUCAGUAUUCUUUCUGCAACCCUCAAAUCGAAACACCGUAUGACACGGAGGAUGCAGUGACCACUUGGAUUAACAAGAUAAAUGAAUAUUUGAAAGACGUCAUGGCUCAGGAGCAGAAGAAGAAGGAGACGCAGAGUGCUGAGCAGACUGGGGGUCCUCGGUCUCCAACCAAGUGGUAUAUGAAGCUUGUACCUGCUCGAUAUCGUAAAGAGCAGGCCUCCACCCAGCCGACCCCCUGGAUUCCCCCAGUGGACAACCUGCUGAAAGACUGCGCAGACGGCUCGGCGCUGGGUGCAUUGCUGCACUUCUACUGCCCUCAGGUUCUACCGCUGGAUGACAUCUGUCUGAAGGAGAACAUGAGCCUGGCUGACCGACUCUACAACCUGCAGCUCAUACAGGACUUCUGUAAAGACAACCUGAACAGCUGCUGCCACUUCAGCCUGGAGGAUAUGCUCUACACCUCCUCCACCAUCAAGAGUAACUACCUAGUGUUCAUGGCAGAGCUGUUUUGGUGGUUGGAGGUGGUUAAGCCGUCUUUUGUAAAGCCAAGAAUGUUGGACAAUGAAGGCACAGAAUCAGUAUUAAAGGAUGUGUCAGUCAUCCCUAUCUCCAAGGCAACUAAGAGAAGUUUCAUGGAAAGACCUCCAAGUCCUGAAAGACCCAGUUUACCCCUUCGACCACAACCUCGAAACUCAGGAGAAAUCAAGAGGUCAACCUCAAUGUCUUUUGUUGAUGGCAACCUUGGGACAUGGCCCAAAGAGAAAAGAUCUGGGCCUUAUGGAGUGUCAUUUGACAUCCCCUUUGACAAAGAGGACUCUGUUCCGCCCCUGUUUUCCUCCACUCGUGGCAUGGUCAGAUCCGUAAGCACUGACGAUGGUUCUGGUUUCAAGGUCCACCACAUGCCUCGUGGAAUGAAACGUAACCUGUCCUUCCAGCCAGUGAAUGGUCAGGGUGUUGGCAUUGAGGAGGAAGGCUGCCCAGAUAUCCUUGCAGGUAUGGAGACUAACAAGCAACCAUACCCCAACGGACAUGGAAAUGUCAUAGGUUCAGCUUCUUCCAUGGACAAAGCACUCCACAUUAUUCACAGCCCAAAUAGACCACCUGUAGAGGGCGUCAACAAUGGUUUCUUCUUGCACUGUCAAAACCAAGAAGCUGGUGUUGGCAGAUUGGACCCAGUGUCAGAGCUGGACUCUAAAGAACUUUUGAGCACUACAGACACCACAGAGGUUGACACUGGUGUCCACAUCCGAACAGAGGACAUGCUGGAUGAAGACUCCUCUCUUAAAGACUGCUCUGUGAACAUGGAACUGGAUGUGGACACGCCAAGUCCCAGUGCUAACAGUCUGAGCAAAUCCCCAUGUGGAGUGAAAAUGACCAGCUUUGCUGAACAGAAGACGAGGAAGCUCAGUCCAUCAGCAGCCGAUUCAGGCAGAGGCAGCAGUAGCUCCAUGAAGACAACUCCAGAAGGGUCUGAGUUCUGCCUUCCAUUAUCUGUCUCCUGGGCACCAACCCCCGAGCACAGCCCCAUUCAUCAACAAAAUACACCACCCGCAAAUGUUCAGGCAUCCCCCAAAUCUGUGCAGCUUCCACCCAAUGACCCUGCUCAGGUCAUGGCUACAGAAAUGGUGCAGCUGAAGCUGAGGCUUGAGGAGAAAAGGAAAGCCAUUGAAGCACAGAAGAAGAAAGUGGAAGCUGCUUUUACAAGGCAUCGACAAAAGAUGGGCCACUCAGCUUUCCUGAAUGUGGUAAAGAGAAAAGCUGAUGGGGCUGCUAGUGGGGAGGAUGUUGAGAAGACUGAUGGAGAAGGAAAGUCAGAAAGCACAACAGUUAAAUUUGGUAGAAGCAAGGCAGACACACCUGAUGGAGCUGAGCAAAGCAGUACAACCACUUGUUGGAAAAAGCUACCGGGUGCUGGUGAGGAAGGUGGGCAAAGUCAUGCUCAGCUGACAGAACUGGAUCUCACAGAAUAUACCCGCUCUAUUGAAAAGCUCAACCAUUCUUUAGCUUUCCUUCAAGCAGAGAUGCAGCGAUUAUCUCAACAGCAGGAAGUGAUCAUGGCCAUGAGGGAACAACAGCAUCAGCAGGCGUGGGUCAUCCCCUCUCCCCAUACAAACCCCUCGCCACAAAAACACACUCGAGCUGUCACUCGAUCUUCAGGUCCCUCUUCUCCUGCAGACUCACCUUGUUCCACCCGUCGCUCUCCAACCAGCAUCAAACGCAAAUCUGCCUCUUUCCACUCACGGAAUCCUCGCACCGCUCGUCCCACUGAGCUCAAGUUGGCCCCAUACAGUCGAGUCUUAAAAGCUCCACAGUCUGUUGACAGCAUCCCAAGACUACGGCGAUUUUCUCCUUGUCAACCUUUGGUAAGCGCUUUUAUCUACAUGGGGGAGAAGCCAGCAGCUGCCAGUACUGAGGGAGUAGCUCCAGAUGGGGAUAAUAACAAAGAGACCGAGUCACUCGUGUCCCCAGAGAGAGACCUGGUGGGUACAUCUGCAGCCAUAUCACCCCCUAGUUCCCCCCAUUGGCAGCUCAAAGAAGAAAGAACUGAAGUGGAUGCAAAUGUCCAAGAAACAGAGGAUCUCGGUCUUUUAAAGACUUGGGGCAUAGAAACAGUUGAACAGAACAACAGAGUUCAGAAGCCAUUUAUAGAACUAAAACCUACAAUAGAGGCGUCGUUCCCGGAGGUUCUGUCUCACCCUGUAGUAGAGACCUUCACACUGACACCCACCAAGAUACUUUCCAAACUAGAACCCUCUGUCCAAGCCAAGAGCAGUCUGAUUGAGGUUCCUUUGUCAGUUGUAAAGCCACUAGAAGAUCUGACGAUCGAUGAUGGUUUGGAGGUGGAGCAGGGCAAUACGGAGAACUUUGAUGAAGAACAAAGGAUCUGUCAUGGUUUCUUCUUCAAGGAGGAUGGAAAGGCAGAGGAGAACAUGGCACAGAAGAGGGCUGCUCUGCUGGAGAAAAGGAUGAGAAGAGAAAAAGAGAGCCAGCUGAGGAAGGUGCAGCAGGAAGUUGAGCUGGAGCAAAAGAAAGAGGAAGCUCGAUUGAAGGCAGAUGAGGAGCGUGUCAGGAAGGAGGAGGACAAGGCCAGGAAGGAGUUCAUCAAGCAAGAGUACCUCAGGAGAAAGCAGCUGAAGCUGAUGGAGGACAUGGACACAAUCAUCAAGCCGAGAGCAGCCGGGGGAGCCAAGCAGAGGCGGACCCGACCCAAGUCUAUCCAUCGUGACAGCAUAGACUCCCCAAAGACCCCUGUCAGAGCCACCACAGGUCAAGGUUCACGGCAACGUGUCUUUUCAGUCUCCAGCUUGUCCCUUGCUUCCCUCAACCUGGGCGACAGCGACAGCGUUCACACCGAGAAGAGGGCACCAAGGCCAGAUUCUGCAGAUGGCUUCCUGUCGCCGAGUCGCUGCAGCAGCAGGAAUGGAGAAAAAGACUGGGAAAACGCAUCCACCACCUCGUCUGUUACAUCCAACACAGAGUAUACUGGACCAAGGCUGUACAAGGAGCCCAGUGCCAAAUCUAACAAACAUAUUAUCCAGAAUGCUCUGGCCCAUUGUUGCCUCGCAGGCAAGGUCAAUGAGGGACAAAAGAACAAGAUCCUGGAGGAAAUGGAAAAAUCAGAGGCCAACAACUUCUUGGUUUUGUUCCGGGAUUCUGGUUGCCAGUUUCGAUCUCUCUACACCUACUACCCCGAGACAGAGCAGAUCAGCAGGCUGACAGGCAUCGGCCCCAAGAGCGUCACACGCAAGAUGAUAGACGGACUCUACAAGUACAACUCGGACAAGAAGCAGUUCAGUCAGAUCCCUGCUAAAACCAUGUCGGCCAGCGUCGAUGCCGUGACGAUCCACAACCACCUCUGGCAAACCAAGAAGCCAGCCACCCCUAAAAAAGUAGUGCCUGUGCAGUCCUAAUGGAACUCAGUACCCCAUAAUAUGAAAAUAUUCAUCUCAGUUUGCACUCCACUGUACAUACUCAUAAAGAUUCAA
This is a messenger RNA of Nematolebias whitei (Rio pearlfish), 4614 nucleotides long. RefSeq names its product calmodulin regulated spectrin-associated protein family, member 2a (gene camsap2a). The record is from RefSeq and is a predicted model, not a curated record. Gene Ontology annotation, biological process: negative regulation of microtubule depolymerization; cytoplasmic microtubule organization; neuron projection development. Gene Ontology annotation, cellular component: microtubule minus-end. Bases 145 to 4539 code for a protein of 1464 amino acids. NCBI's taxonomy places the organism in Eukaryota, Metazoa, Chordata, Actinopteri, Cyprinodontiformes, Rivulidae. Gene Ontology annotation, molecular function: microtubule minus-end binding; spectrin binding; calmodulin binding. The transcript is spliced from 18 exons.